GCCUCUUCUUUGCCCCCACCCACUCCGUCAUCCAGACCUCCAUCCAGCCCUCAAUCCAGCCCUCCAUACACAAAAUGACUCUGAAACUUACUGAAUGGUCUUCUAUAUGGAUUUUUACAGCUUGUAAUAGACAGUAAGAAAAAGAGGGAAAACCUCAAUGACAAAAAAGCCAUAAACACACCACACACACACACACACACACACAUACACAAACAUAUACACCCUCACGCACACACUCACACACUCACACAAACACACCUGACAGAAAGAAGCAAACGCACAAACUCACUAUUGGAAUGUACCGCACACUCUUCCUGUGAAAAAUUCAACUGCUUCCUUUUAUUUUUCUGGAUUUUCUACAAGCCUUCGGAAAGCUGAUUUUGUUCCUUUCUUUUCUUUUUUCGACUCUGGGACAAAACAAAAAGCCGAGAGGAGGAUUAACAGGUCUUGAAGUUGAAGCUGCAGUGUUUUUGGGAGGACAACUUGUUUUUAGGACAACUGAUUGCUGAGGUUUUUUUUGUUUUCUUUACAUUGACAAGACAAUAGAUAAGUUUUCCUUCAUUUUUUUAGUUUUAGAAGAACCUAAGCUCAUUUGAUCUUCUGAUCGUUUUUUUUUAUUGUAGUGGAUAUUAGCACUAAUGUUUAAAGAAGUAAUAGUUGUUACUACCAUAUAACUAGCCGAUUACGACCACAGGCUGCAAUUUGUAGCUUGAAAAGAUUGUAAUUAAGUCUUAUAGGUCUAAAGUAACUUGACUUGAUACAAGAAAGCAGGGACAUAGUAUUGUUUCUUUUGGUAGCUACAGGUUAUUGUUCUCAGCUCUGUCAGUGUGUCUGAGGGGGUACACUUGUUCUCCCGUUGCGUGCAUGCCCUCCACCAUGCCUCCCCAGAACACAGAGGCCGACGCCAUGCAGGUCGGAGCUCUGGUGGGCGGGGUCAACGUCAAAAAGUCCACGGCAUCGGGCACGGACGAGGAGAAAGGAGGAGCAGGAGGCGAGACAGACGGAUCGGGAGGCGGAGGAGCAGGAGGUCGAGGAGGGGAGGAGUCGGUGAGCGAGGGAUCGGUGGAGAGCAUCCCGCUGAAGAGAUGGGUGAUGCACGGGGCCGUGAUGUUCGGCCGGGAGUUCUGCUACGCCAUGGAGACGGCGCUGGUGACACCUGUGCUGCUGCAGAUAGGUCUUCCAGAGCAGUACUACAGUCUGACGUGGUUCCUCAGUCCGGUCCUCGGCCUCAUGUUCACUCCUCUGAUCGGCUCGGCCAGCGACCGCUGCACUCUGCGCUGGGGCAGGAGGAGGCCGUUCAUCCUGGCUCUCUGUAUCGGGACUCUGAUCGGAGUCGCACUGUUUCUGAAUGGAUCGCUGAUAGGUUUAUCGAUGGGUGACGAGCAGGGGAGACAGCCGAUAGGAAUAGUUCUUACUGUGCUGGGGGUGGUGGUGUUGGACUUUUGUGCGGACGCAACAGAAGGACCAAUCAGAGCGUACCUGCUAGACGUGGCGGACACGGAGGAACAAGACAUGGCGUUAAACAUCCACGCCGCUUCGGCAGGUCUUGGUGGUGCAGUCGGGUACGCCCUCGGAGGUUUAGACUGGACACACACCUUCCUCGGCGCAGCUUUCAAGUCCCAGGAGCAGAUCCUCUUCUUCUUCGCUGCCAUCCUCUUCUCCAUCUCUGUGGCGUUACAUCUGUGCAGCAUCGAGGAGCAGCAGUACUCGCCCCAACACGACAGGCUGGAUCAGGAGAGUCCGGAUCGCUCCAAACCGCAAACAUCGGCCAAUGGGAGGACGGGACUCCUCGCGCCCAAGCUGGAAUUGAUCGGAGAGAAUGAAACGAUGGACAGCUACGACCUCUAUGACCCCUAUGGAGACGACCUGUCGGAGCGCGGGGAUGUGGACAUGGACUUCCUGGACAUGGAGCUUGUGAGAAGUAAAAGCGACAGUGUUCUCGCCAUGGCAGACGCCACUCUCGACCACCUGGAUCACGACGCGUUGUUCCUGUGGCACAUCGAGCCGUCCAUCUUCGCCGACCGCCUCUCACCCUAUCACGGCUCGCCUCCAACGACCGGUCACUUCUUCAACCCCCAUCGCAGCACGCCACCACCUCGCUUUGGCAACAUCAGGCGCAGCAGCAGCGCAGGAAGUCAGGAUCUGCUCCAAUCCAACCACCACCACGCACACGCCAUCAGUCCCAGGAUUUCCCGCCUCUCAGCUUUCAUGCAAGAAAUGGAAAACGACGACGGUCAGGAGGCGUUGCUGAACAACCAGCUGAAUGAGCAGCGGACACAGAACGGGCAGCUGUUAAAUGAUGUGAAUAAUCCUGACAGGGUUAACACAAACAGAUUGAGCUCUAAAGGACAGGCACAUCGUGCUGGGAUGGUCAAAGCUGCCAGCACCGGAGCCCCCAUACGGCAGUCACGUCACCGUCACAUCUUCUACCGCCAGCCGUCCUGCACCUUCUCCUACUACGGCCGUGUGGGCAGCCACCGCUACCGCUACCGCCGGGCCAACGCCGCCUAUCUCAUCAAGCCGUCUCGCAGCAUGAACGACCUGUACGAGGUAGAGGCCAGACACAGGAGGAGGCACAGGCAGAGGAACAGACACCGCAGCGGAAACACCAACUCCUCCAGCGGGGACACGGAGAGUGAAGAGGGAGAGGUUGAGACCACCGUGCGGCUGCUGUGGCUCUCCAUGCUGAAGAUGCCUCAGGAGCUGCUGCGACUCUGCGCCUGUCACCUGCUCACCUGGUUCUCCAUCAUCGCUGAGGCCGUCUUCUUCACUGACUUCAUGGGACAAGUCAUCUACCAUGGAGAUCCGACCGCUCCUCUUAACUCUACUUUAUUGGAGGAUUAUCACAAAGGAGUUCAGAUGGGAUGUUGGGGGCUGGUUAUAUAUGCCAUGACUGCCGCUACGUGCUCAGCUAUCCUUCAGAAGUACCUUGACAACUUUGACCUGAGCAUUAAGGUCAUCUACAUCAUGGGAACACUUGCAUUUUCUAUAGGAACUGCUUUCAUGGCAAUCUUCCCUAAUGUGUACGUCUCCAUGGUGAUGAUAAGCAGCAUGGGCAUCAUCUCCAUGAGUAUCUCCUACUGUCCUUAUGCUCUGCUGGGGCAGUAUCACGAAAUGAAAGAGUACAUCAGGCACAGUCCUGGGAACUCCCGAAGAGGCUUUGGCAUCGACUGUGCCAUCUUAUCCUGCCAGGUGUACAUCAGUCAGAUCUUGGUGGCUUCAGCUCUGGGUGCUGUCGUGGAAGCUGUCGGCAGCGUCCGUGUCAUUCCCAUGGUGGCCUCCGGGGGCUCCUUCCUCGGGUUCUUAACUGCCCUCUUCUUGGUCAUUUACCCGACUCCAAACAACGGGGACGGGGAAACAGCCAAAGCUACGACAAAACUGGAAAAUCCCAACAGCAAUGAAGUGGCCGUCACCGUGGUGACAGAGAAAACCAGCUUCCUGAAACUCAACAAAAAGGGCAAGGCCACCACCACCACCACUUCCUGUCACACGGAGAACGAGUCUGCUCUGUGAUCAGUUGGCUUAAAUCGACAGACGGCAACAACUAAGUUCACUUUUUAAAGAAUCGCUGACAGAAAGACUUUCUCCGACCUCGUUGUGCUGGAGACACAAAGCAGAGAGAGGAGAGCGAUUUGCUCCUCUCGUGUUUUUUUUUGUGCUUUUUCUGAUUCGGUAUUUUGAUUUUCUAAAGAAAACAACUAAAUCUGACGUGGGACCAGUGUCACAUCAGACCAACUUACCCAACAAAAAAAGCAUUCUGGUCCCAGUGCUGUUUUCAGCCAUCACAGAAAUUCCUUCCACUUCUCCCUCACGGACAUUCGACUGAUCCGUCAGGGUCGUCCAGAAGUGAGACAUCCAUCGGGUCACGGUUUUAAGGAGAGGUCGUCUCUGUCUCUCAGGGCCUCUAGGAGGUGCUACUGAGCAGCCGCCUGGACAGGAAACUUCAGGGGACUCGUACAUACACACACACACACACCUCCUCAUCUGGGGUCAAAACAAUCGAAUGAACACACAAACAAUGAACGUUGUUGAUGAACUUUAGUCCUCGAAGCUGCAAUCAUUCAAAAAUGCUGAAAAUUGUUCUUCCCUGCUGUGGAAUCGGCUCGAUUGAAGAUGAUGCCGAUGAGAGAGUGUGUGUGUGUCUGCUGACGUUUUCACCAAAAUAAACCCAAUAACACACUCGGAUUUGCGGGACUUUUACUGCGACAGUAGCUUUAAGACUCUUUUGGGAGUGUUGUUUCUGAAGCAAGGAGCCUGAAGCCUGAAGGUUCUUGGGGGUAAAAUGAUUGAUCUUGAGUCCCCAGAUUGAUUGCAAGUGUGUUUUUUGUUUAUGUUGCCCUCCUCCACAUGGCAGGAGUCUUUACUUUUACCUUCACUCCGGGGCAAAGUUGAUAAUAAGCUCUGCUCAGAAGUUGCCUGUAUGUUGAGGGUCAAGAAUACAGAGGUGUACUGAGUGAAAUUCCAGGAAAGAAAAAGUGCAGAUGCAAUAUGUGCAGUACACAGGGCAUUACAAUCCCAAAUAUUAUUUUCAUGAUUUUUUGAGGGCCCAGAAUGAUGCUUUUUUUUUUUUUUUUUUUUUAAAUAAUCUAGACUAACCUACCUGUUGCAUGUUAGAGGAGACAAACCAAACACCAGAGAAGAAGAAGAGAGAUGAGGAGGACUCCUCUCUCUCUACCUUCUUGCUUAUUUUUUUGAAAAUGCUGUUAGCACUAUGUUUUUCACUAACUGCACAUUAGCUGAGCCAUUGUUUGAAAGAGUGUUAAAUAGCAUUCAGUUAGAAAAGCCUUGUUUUUUUAAAGGGGUGUUGGAUUUAUUUGUCUUAGGAUACCCAGAUGGGUGGAACUUCCUGACACUCCACCAAUAAUGGUCCGAGUCAGGAGUGGGACACAAGAAUAUUACAACGGAUGCUGGAUAUAUUGAAAGAAAAAAUAUUUAAUAUAAGCAAAGCAGAAUAAAUCCUUCUAGGAUUGAGUAGCCUAUAAUAACAAGUUUGGGGUUGUUGGUUGAGUGUUCAGUGGAGGAUUUACGCUCCCAGUUUAGGUGUCGUGUCGGUUGGUUCUGGCACUUUACUGGGCCAAAUAUAAGUAUAAUAUAGUAUUUUAGAUGCUCAUUAAGUCUGUGUGUUGCACGCUGAAUGGAUAUUUAGAAGAAAAUGAAAAGAGGACUGGAGAAAUGUAUUCACUUUUAAAAAAAUACAUACAAAUGUUAAAACUUUUGUUAAGCAGAGGGGUAUUGAACUUCAUCUGCUUAUUUCCCAAACUGUUUGACCUUAAGCAAUAUUUGACUUAAUACAAAUUUAGAAAUACAGUCAUGGAAAAAAUUAUGAGACCAUUAUUUUCCUCAUUUUCUUGUUGGUACAACUAAAGUUACAACUAAAGUUACAUUUGUUCGAACAAAUAUAAUGAUAACAACAAAAAAUUUGAUAUCUAGCCAUUUUACAUGGUUUUCUUGACAAUAACCAAAAUCAUUAUCAAGAAAAAUUAUAUAUAUACAUUAUAUCUGUCCAAACAAAAGUGCCUUUAGUUGUACCAGGCAUUAAAGUGAACAAGAAAUUAGAGAAAACAAGAGUGGUCUAAUACUUUUUUCCAUGAGUGUACAUGCCGUAAAGGAAUACUUACAAAAUGGCUUUUUGUACAUCAAUUACUCACCAUGUUAACUUAAAUUCUUAUAAAUUACUUUUUUUCACAUGCCUCCAUGGUCAAUGGAGAAUCCAAAAAAGACCAAAAACUGUGAAUAAAUUGAAGUAAAUAGAGGCCAGGUUUACCAGCAGCACAACUACAUCUCACGCCUGCACAGGUGCACUACUCGUAUGGACAGGCCUGUGCUAGUGUGGCAGGGUUUUGUAAAUAGAUUAUAUAAUAUAAAGUUUAGUGAAAAUGCAUGUGUGUGGGAAGAAGUGAGCAUAAGGCUGGAGAAAUGAGACUUGGAUUGGACUGCAGGAGUUGGGUGAGAGUUUGAAACAGAUGUUUUGAUGUUGUUUUGCUGUCGUUAAACCUGGCCUUCAUUUACUUCAGUUUAACAAAGAUUUACUUCAUUUCUUCAUUCGUUGUGGAGGCAUGCGAUUAAAACUUUGCCUCUUGAAAAACAAUAUCAAGACUUAUUUACAGUUACAAAAACAACCGUUAUCAUCAAUAGCCGGAUUGGACCAGAAUAUAUUAUCUCCAAACUGAGCAGUUAGCUGCAUCAAAGUGUUGUAAGAGAUGCCUGUGAUGCUCAGUGCUGCAUCUGCUGUUUAAUGAGGUCAAAGCGGCGUGAUGGAGGAAGUAAAAGUGUUGAGUUUAGCUUUACUUUAGCCCUGUUAACAUUUAUACACAGUAGUGAGACUAAUGAUAACAAUAUUCCAUUAAAAACACAUGCAAGUUGUAGAGAUUUUAUUAAUACUGAAUGAUAUUGACUGUAGAGCGAUAAAUAAUCUUGGAAUGUUUCAAUAGCUGAAAAAAAACGUGUAGCGAAAAAGACUAAAUGAAAGAAAAUGAAAAGUAUCGUGACUUACGUUUUCUGACAAAUCAGAUUUUUUUGUUGCAAUAAUGUCCGCUGUUAAUCAGCCGCGGAGAAGACUGUGUGGGCAGAGCAGGGUUGCUUGUGGUGGUGAAAUCCGGGUGUUUUUUUCCUGCAUCUGUCGGGUUAAAAGCUGUGGAUUUGGGUCAGUUUUCCUUUCAGCCCAAUCAGCUGAAACAUGCAAAUUGUAAAUUGCAGUGAGUUAAUUUACUGAUGACAUAUUGUUUUAUUUUAGCGUGUUUUUCAGCAUUUAACAGAGAAGGUUAUUUUAAUUUUUGGGGUUUUUAGAAGAUUCACUCACUUAUGAUGAUGUGGUUGUUGUUUUUUUUCACUUUUGAUGGGUGUCUGUGUCGAGUUUAACCCUGUUUUUAACAGAAUAGAUUCCUUCCAUAAUUUCAGGUACAUUCAGUCAGGCCCAGAGUAGAGAGAGUAGAGUGUUUUGCUUCCUGGGUAGACCCUGCUCUGGCUGUGGUGCAGGGACGACAACAAAAGACAAGGAGGUGCAGAUGCCAGAGUUUCGUGUGGCUUCUGUAACCACCAGGGCAAUAAAACAUUCUGAAUGGACACACAACUGCAGUUUAAUGACAGGAGGAUUAAAAAAACAACAACUUUGGGUUUGGGAGGUUUUGCAUGCGACAACAGCAAUAUGCAUGUGUGGAACACCAAAGUAUGACUCAGUAAAAAUCACUCGAGCUCUUUUCUUUAUUUUCCUAAUAGGUCAGGGAUGUAUUUUCUAAUGCAUGGCUGGAUGUUUGUGUCUUUUUUUGUUUUAAAUGUGUAAAGAAAAAAACCAACAUGUACUCUUUAAGCUGCAGCAUUGUGCUCGGUCUGGGUCAGUACACGCUCAAAAACAAGCAUAAGACUUUCUAAAAAAACGUUUUUUUUUUUGCACAUUUGUGAGUGAAGACAGCACACGUCUCGUGGCUUUGUGGAUGGAAGACGAGAUGUGUGUCGCUCUGAGCAACACUCCUUGUUAGGCGAGAAACUCCAGGCCUCGAAUACUUGAAGUGCAACUUGAGUGUUUCUGUUCCGAUGCAGCGGGAAGUCUUUGAUUUUUCUUGUUCUUAAUGUCCCAAGCCUUUUUAUUUACCGCAGACUCUGGAAUGUUCAGACAGCAGCAUGGCCUGCUGGGAGAUUGAGUUCUUACCUUUGAUUCCAUCUUGUGACUUAAAUGUUUUUUCAAACAAAGUCAAUGAAUGUGAAAUGAUUUCACGCUGAAAUCAUUUUUGUUUUGAUGUUCGACAAGCCAGGGAGGGAGGUGAGGGUCUGACAUUGCACAGAACUUGCACAUAAUAAGUUAAGAAGAAAAAAAAACAAAAAUUGUAGAAGUGUUUUUUUUUGCAAAAGGAAAAACAAAAAUAACUGUUGAUAUUUAUUUUUUGGAGCUUUCUUGUCUAUAAAGGACACUUUUCACUUAGUUUCCAAAAUAUUACAUAAAAGCUGUUCUAUUUGCUGUUACAGGUCAUGUUACAGAAGCGGACUGGAUGGUGUGUGUGUGUGUCUCUUCGUGUGUGUGCAUGAGGCGAGAGUGUGUUAAAAAAUGUCAUCUCAGUGUUUGUUUUGGGUUCUUGUUCUCUGUUCUUUGCAAUCACCUGGUUUACACUUAACUCUGGAAUCGAUAGCUGCAAUACCGGAGGAUAUUUACAAGUCUUUAUUGUCUCUGUUCUGGUGUUUUAACUCGGCUAGAAAAUGUCUUCUUUUCGUCUGACUUUAAAGGCAGAGCCACACACCAGAGUCUGGCCUUUGCACUUUUUCAGUGGCAGCCAUGUUGGCUCCACCGUCCUGAUCAUUGAAUGAAUGUGACGACGACGUGGUGAUGCUGUUUCAUGUUCCCAGCCAGCAGCUGUCAGUGGCAGCAGCAUGGCAGCCAUGCAGUUAGUCCAACCUGGCCAGACUCUGCUGUGUGUGUAUGUGUGUGUGUCUGUGUGUGUGUGUGUGUGUGCGCGUGCAUGCAUGCAUGGAUGCGUGCGUGCAUGUGUGUGUGUGUGUGUGUGUGUGUGUGUGUGGCUCUGCCUCUGGUAAACUGUGUGUUAAUGACCGAGGAGAGAUGCCUAUAUACUUUGAUCCUCACAGAGAUUAAAUCAAGAAGAAUACUUAAAGAAUGGGAAAGCAAGUAUGCGCAGUGUACUAUAUAUAACAUGCCUUGUUAUUUGGAAACAAAAAAAAAAGAUGUAAAUAUACAUAUUUCUCUUUAGUUUCUUCUUUUUUUUGCUGCUAUAAAAAAGAUGAUUAUUUUUGUUAGUAGUUUUGUUUUCUAUAUAAAGACUGUAUAUAUCUCUAUGUUCUGUAAAUAUGCUUGAGCCUUCAUAUGUAGGACUCUGGAUGAACACUGUAUGGAACGCACCUUUAAAAUCUGUUCAGAAUUAAACCAACAA
Molecule: messenger RNA, 8873 nt
Organism: Centropristis striata (black sea bass)
Lineage: Eukaryota; Metazoa; Chordata; Actinopteri; Perciformes; Serranidae
Product: solute carrier family 45 member 4
Exons: 14
Coding region: 865-3513 (882 amino acids)
Biological process (GO): transmembrane transport
Cellular component (GO): membrane
Molecular function (GO): sucrose:proton symporter activity
Source: RefSeq, a predicted model, not a curated record